GUACUUGUUAACUAUACUAUUUAACUUAUUAGGAAUAAUAUGGUUUGGUUGGUUUAGUGUAACUCGGUAAAUAUAGCCCAAAGAAUAGUGAUGCCUAGCCACAUGCUAUAAAUCAGAAGGACAAACUUUUUACUGAUUUCACAUAAGUGGCAUACCAGGACUGGAUUCUAAGAAAAUGUGACAUAAUUAGAAUUCUUAAAUCAAGAAUUUUGGGCUUAAUUAUCUUUACAAUUACAUUAAAUUUCAGUUAAUACAAUUAUCUUCAUUCCCUUUUAAAAUAUUUUCUCCUGGCUUUAAAAGUUGAAUUGGUUUUCAGGAAGAGCAUUUGAUUUUUAAUUAGUCAAUUUUUGCAAAUACUGAUUUGCCAGAGAUUGUUAAUUCCUUUUUCUAUUUCGGCUAAUUAAGAAUAAUCCUGACGAUAUUAAUCUCAGAAAUAAUUGCUGAAGUGCUCCUAAAUAAAGAGGAAGCCAAUUUUUACAAAUAAGAUUUAACUUGUGCGAAUGUUAAGGUCUAUUAUUCUUUUAUCUAUCAUCGCAAGCGACUAUUUUCAUUUCCGGAAAUAUAAUAUAUUCGUAUCUCUAUGAUCCUGUAAGUGACGUAUAUUGGAUGCAGCUACGGGAAAAGUGUUCGUAUCGAUUGAGGAGAAGCCAAGAUGGCGGCGGCAGUAGGUGGCGGCGAUUUGGGCGCAGGAGGCCACGGCGUCGCAGAUGUCAACCUCCUGGGCCUGGAGGGCGAGGCGGGGCCAGACUCAGAGCCCGACUCGGAGGUGUUUUCGUGCGUGGCCCACUGCUCCGACCUCGCCUGCCGCCAGAACGAACAACGGCGGUUAGGCCUCUUCUGUGACGUCACGUUAGCCUUCAGUGGCGGCAGCAAUGAGGAGGAGGGGGAACUGGGCGGGGCCUCAUCCGGCUCCGAUCCGCCGCCGCGGGAAUUCCGCGCGCACCGCUCAGUCCUCGCAGCGGCCACCGAAUACUUCGCUCCUCUCCUUCUGGGCGACUUCGCGGAGUCCCGUUCGGGGCGCGUAGAGUUACGAAAAUGGAGUUCGGGAGCCGGACCAGACCCGGAGACGAUCGAGGCGGUCAUCAGCUUCAUGUACACGGGAAGCGUUCGCGUCAGUCCUGGCAACGUGCACGAGGUUCUGGAGUUGGCCGACAGGUUCUUACUAAUACGUUUAAAAGAGUUCUGUGGGGAAUUUCUCAAGAAAAAACUGAGUCUCUCCAACUCUGUAGCCAUUCACAGCUUAGCUCAUAUGUACUCUUUGAACCAGCUGGCUUUAAAAGCUGCUGAGAUGAUCAGGAGGAACUUCUACAAAGUCAUCCAAGAUGAAGAGGUCUAUACAUUGCCAUUUCCCCUUAUUAGAGACUGGCUUUCAGAUUCAGAAAUCACAGUGGAUUCAGAAGAGGUUCUCUUUGAGAUGGUUUUAAAGUGGGUGCAGAGAAAUCCUGAAGAAAGAGAAAAGUAUUUCGGAGAGCUCUUUAAGCUUCUCCGACUAUCACAAAUUAAACCAACCUAUUUGACUCGGCAUGUUAAAUCUGAAAAGCUUGUAUCAAGCAAUGAAGCUUGCCUCAAACUUGUGAUGGAAGCAGUGGAAAGCCAUGCUCUCAAGGGUGAGAAUGUUCAGUUGGGUACGCUCCAACAAGUUACCUCCCCCAUCUCGUCUCUGCCUCGCUUCGGCCAAAACAUGGAUGUUAUCAUGGUCAUUGGUGGUGUAUCUGAGGGUGGUGAUUACUUGAGUGAGUGUGUGGGGUACUUUAUUGAUGAAGAUAGAUGGGUGAAUUUACCGCACAUACACAAUCACCUUGAUGGGCAUGCUGUGGUAAUAACCGAAUCCUAUCUUUAUGUGGCAGGUUCCAUGGAGCCUGGUUUUGCCAAGACCAUGGAAAGGUAUAACCCAUGUAGAAAUGUUUGGGAGCAGGUUUCUAAUCUGAUAACCAGGAAGCAUUCUUUUGGACUUACUGAGGUAAAGGGAAACCUCUACAGUAUUGGUGGGCAUGGGAAUUUUAUCCCUGGUUUUAAAGAUGUAGCUGUCUACAGUCCUGAUCAAGAUAAGUGGCACAACUUGGAGUCUGCACCAAAGAUACUCCGGGAUGUUAAAGUGAUUACAAUAGAUAACAGAUUUGUUUACAUGGCAGCUCGCACACCAGUUGAUGGAGAUAAUGAAGAUGGCUUGAGGUCUGUCAUUAUUCGCUAUGAUGCAGACACACGACAGUGGCGAGAUUGUGAGUCUCUGCCACUCCUUGACAACUAUUGCUGCUUCCAAAUGGUGGUGGGCAACACCAAUUUUUACCAUACCGCUUCAUGUUGUCCCAGAAGCUAUCCUCUAGACCAUGAAGAGGCCAAGAGAAAAAUCUCUAACCAGGUAUCUGAUGACAUUCUGGAAAGCUUGCCACCAGAAGUUCUUAGCAUUGAAGGGGCAGCUAUCUGCUAUUAUAAAGAUGAUAUUUUCAUCAUAGGUGGGUGGAAGAACAGUGAUGAUACUGACAAACAGUACAGAAAAGAGGCCUACCGCUAUUGUGCUGAGAAGAAGCGUUGGUUGUUACUCCCUCCUAUGCCUCAGGCUCGCUGCCGUGCUACAGCCUGUCAUGUAAGAAUCCCUUUUCGGUCCUUACAUGGUACCCAGAAAUAUCCAAUGCCACAAAACCUAAUGUGGCAGAAGGACCGGAUCCGGCAGAUGCAAGAGAUACACCGACAUUCCUUAUGUUUACGGAGGAUGCCUCGGUCUCAGAUAGAAUGCUAGCUUGAAUAAAUACAUCAGAAAUACUCAUCUGUAAUUGUCAUGCCUGGCAUGGACUAAUGGUCACCAAAACUGCUGAAGCGUUGGAGACAAAGCUUCUUGGUGUUAAGUAUUUGAUGUGGAUUACAAGCACCAUAUGGAAAUUUGGUGUAUACUAGCCAUAAACAUGGAGGUAGGCAGAGAUAUUAAAUCUUACAACCUGUUGGUUUCUCCACAAAUAUGAUGCAGAUAAAGAAUCUAACAAAAUAAUUAUUCUUAUACUUUGUGGAUGUAUUCAGGUAGCAUAAAGAUUUAGCACAACUUUUUUACAUUUUUGUAUUGGACCUCACUAUAUAACAUUUAUACAGGUCCUGUGAAAUAUUCCAAUUUGUUUUACAAUGCUGGUGUAUAUGGAAAGCACCAUUUCAUUGUUUUCUUAAAAGAUAUUUUUAUCUGCUUUUGCAGAGGUGUUUCCUCUUUUUAACCUGCUGUAAAUCUGCUUAUUUCUCUCAAAUUUGGAGAUGUGCAGUAGUAAAAAAAAGUUUAUAAAACAAAUAAAGCACAAACAUUCUAAGAACUUCAAAAUGUUCCAUGAUUAUAAAUAUUUUAAAAUUGUAGUAGCAACUUGAAGUUGCUAAAAGGUGAACCUAAUAAUAAUUUUCAGUCAUAUAAUGGAAAUGUUCUGUUUUUUUUUUCCUUUAAGGAUGUCACUAUUAUUUUUAGUGAUGAUCAUUCUGUUAUUUAGUAGUGCCACAGAUUUCUCAUUAAUGAAUUUUAUUUAAUUGGUUCAGAAUUGUGGCCUUAAAACAAUGAAAUGACCAAAAAGAUCCUAAUUCAUAAUUAAGGAUUUGUGAGUUCUUCAUGGAAGGAUUAAAGCUGUGUAAACUUGUCCAAUAUCUUGACAGGUCUAACUACCGUUUGAUCUAUCUUUGACAAUCUAAGUCUUUUGUCUUAAAUGAUACACCAUUCCUUAUGGGGAUAGUAGUCUCUUUGAUUUUGAGUAAAAAAUUUGCCUGAACAAUUAUUUUUGACAUUAAAAACCCAUAACUCCCAUGUCCUAAUUAGAUUUAUAUAUUUUAUAUGGCAGCAUAUGAAAUUUAUUCUCAUCCAAGAUAAUUCUUGAGAUAGAUAUAAAUUAUUUGCUGCUUUCUGUCGUCUCUCCAUCACGCUGGUAGUAAGCAGAAUCCUGUUUUGUUUAAAGUUCUGAUAAUUUCAUGGAAGGUACAGAAUAUGUCCAGAUGAUACAAAUGUAUUUUUAUUGAACUAAAGUGUACUUAGGUUUUAGAAUGGUACAGAGUUAUUCAGGCAGGCAAAGUCAUAUGAACCAUUUAUGCAAUAUUUAAUGUACACUUGUUCAUCUAAUAGAAUAUUUUAUUUACAAAUUCUGUUGCAUUGCAGGUAAAUGUCCCAAGAUGUUAAACACGUAGUAUGAUGUCCUGAAGUAAUUUUUUUAUUGCAUUUAUUACUUAUCUUUUACUCCUUUUUCUAACAAACUGAAUAUAUAUUUACAUUAUUUAUCCUGCCUCUUCAAAUGAUUGAAAUAAAUUACUCCAGAAACCAUCUUUGGCAGGCAAAACAUAUUUUAAUUUCUCCUUUUUGUUUUUGGGUCAGGAAUAUAAAGAUGUAGUAAUGGCAAUGUCUAAGAAAAAUCUAGACCUGAUGUAUGUGAUCAUCAAAUAAUGUGCAAGUAGAAUCCUCAGAAAAAAAAUUGGCUUCUUCAUCUAAAUAUUUUCUGAGAAGGAUCUAAAAUAGUUACUUUCCUCUAUGUCUACUUUUCUCAUCUCUUAAUUUUUUUUCUUUUAACUAGUCCAGAUUUAUCUUUGGAAGGACUAAGAUGAGCUAAAUAGACAAAAUCAGUAUGGGAGAAAUCUGUAUUGGGCAAUAUUAUUAUUGAUGGUGUUUGAUUGGUAUAUAACUAUGACUUAAAAGUUUAGAAGCACUUUUUUAAUAAAUUAAAAAGAAUGUUACAGACUGACCAAUACUGUUUUCCAAUUUAGCAGGAAACCUAAUUCAUGUCUGAGUGGGGUAAGUAUUUCAAUUGCAUGUGUGCAGAUUUUCCUAAUUUACCUUUACUCUUCUAAUAAUACUUCUUUUUAUUAUAUAGCUACUGUAUAUAGUGGGUGGGGGCAAGGUUAAUCUUGUGGACUGAAAUAACAAUCCUAAUAUUAAAUUAGGACUAACGAGUUCUUGUCGGACAGCAUCACAGACAUUAACACUCCAAUUAUGCCGCUUGCCUGCCUUAAAGAUGCUUUAUUGUUACCAGACAUUUUUUAUAGUGUAAUAGCUGCUUCAGAAAGCAAUUUAUCUUCUGGAAAUCUUUUGAUAUUCCAAAGCUGCAGGGUCUAAACUCCCUUCCUCAAAACUAUUAUCUGAAGUACUAAUUAAGUAUGAUUUUUAAGAAUAUAAUCUAGCUCCAAGCCUGGACACAUCUGUAUGCAAAAUUUGUUUAAUUAGAAAUUGUAUAUUUUCAAUCUUAUUUUUUUAGAUCUCUCAGUAUUCCUUUUAAUCAUAUAUAUAUAGCUAUAGCUGUAGUACUUGAAAUUGUGUCUUAUAUGUGUCAUGAUAACCUUGACAAAAUUUUCAUUACCUGAAGUUAAACAUACAUUUGCAAUCCUGAUAGUAGGUAUAUAUGGCCUUCAUUGCAAAUAUUUUGCUAAAUCAAUAAAAAUAAUCUAUUGACCAUAUUGAUUAAAAUGCUUGUUCAAAAUGCUUGUUUAGUCCAAUAAGCUUUGUAGUUUAAAGUUAUGAGUCACUUUGGUUAUUUGUGAAUGCAGUUACUUACAGCUAUUUACAUGCCUUGCUUGGAGAUUUCAGUUUGUAUGAAGAGUUAAGAGCAGUAUGAAAAGCAGUUACAUUGUACAAUAUGUAGUGUCAAAUAUCAGAAUUUCUUAAUAUCUGGAUAUUACGCUACUAACUUGUUCCUUUGGUCUGAAUGUACAACUCUGGGUUAAAUGCGGUCUCUUCUUAUGUAGUCAUGACAAUAUUGACGAAAUUGCCUUGUAACAAAAGGAACAGACUACAAAAAUAUUUCCAUUUAGAGUUAUUAAGAGAUCUAGAUUAUAAUCCUCAGCAUACCUGAGCGUUUCAGUUAAAUGAAUGGAACUUCUGCCUGAGUGAAAAUAAUUAGAAAUAUGUUUUGUGGCAAAAUAUAUUUCUAAUUAUUGCAGUGGAGAUAUCAAAGACAGGCAGACAUCAAAGCUAGAUAGGCUCUUAAGAGACUUUUUUUUUAAGUUACUAAUUUUCUACUGACAAAAUAAACAGUUCAACAGUUUGCCUUUUAUGAUCUACAGAAGUAUUGUAGAUUUUUUUUAUAAUAAAUGGACAUUAUAUAUUGUCUGAAGGCUAUAUUCAUAGGCACGUGCUCUUCAUAUAUUUGAAUUUCUGUUUUGUGUUUGUAUCUGUUUCACUAAGACUCAACUUUCAUAAGAAAUGUUACUACAUAUAUCAGUACUCUAUUAUGGUAAUUACAAUUUUCCCAUAUUCGACACAUUUUUAUUACUAUAACAUCUACAACAAAAAACAUGAGAAAUAUGUUAUGUCAUUAUUAACAGUGUGACAAUAAGCCAUUUGCAAGAAUUCCUACAAAAGAAUAGCACUGUUAUAAGUGAUUUCCAUCUUGAAUUCACAUUGCGCAAAUGACACUUGAUGUGGGAAGAAUGACUCAGGAGAAAGUGGAGAGUUUCCUCAUUUGUAGAAAACUUGUAGUAUCAGCUGUUCUGUAAAAUGUUUUGUGGAAGUAUAGAAACUUCCCAACAAUGUCUUUUACAAUUCUGGGAAAGGGUUAUUUGUUUAUAAUGGUUGUAAAUCUGUUGAUACAAAUUGAUGCUCAGUUGGUAAGCCAAGCUGAUACUUAUGGACCUCUUAACUCACUGGCUGUCUCUGAAUUUGAAAAAAAAAAUAGUAAAAAUAUAAAAAUUUAUAAAAUAUAAAACUCUUUCUCCCAAGAGUUCGUAAUGGAUCAGGAAUUCAUAAGAUAAUUUCCUGUUUCAUUUUUCUGUUGUGAUCCUAAUUUGUAUUUGUCUGUUCCUCAAUAAAUGAGUUGGCUCUAAGACUGCAAUACAAUUUUCACCUGGUUCGGGCAGAAUGCUCUAUCAGGGGUGUCAAACUGCCGGCCCGCAGGCUGGAUGUGUCAUGCCAAAACUGCACCCACCUCAUUGCCGGCAAUGGGAAAAAGGUCGCAAUACGUCGUGACACAUCACAUGACGUUGCGAAUUUGACACCCGUGCUCUAGAUACUAUGCUGGCCUCUAAACUUUAUUUUUUAAAAUGCAAUUCAUUAUGUGCUAUAUUACCUUGUGUAACCCUAAAUACUAAUUCAAUAAACAUUUUAUUUCUCUAUA
Messenger RNA from Crotalus tigris (Tiger rattlesnake), 7052 nucleotides. Its product is annotated as kelch-like protein 11. Gene Ontology annotation, molecular function: protein binding. Bases 653 to 2737 code for a protein of 694 amino acids. Lineage: Eukaryota; Metazoa; Chordata; Lepidosauria; Squamata; Viperidae. The record is from RefSeq and is a predicted model, not a curated record. The transcript is spliced from 2 exons.